Cottoperca gobio is the source of this 2367-nucleotide messenger RNA. RefSeq names its product membrane progestin receptor alpha-B-like. The record is from RefSeq and is a predicted model, not a curated record. Lineage: Eukaryota; Metazoa; Chordata; Actinopteri; Perciformes; Bovichtidae. The coding region runs from base 291 to 1355 and encodes 354 amino acids. Gene Ontology annotation, molecular function: nuclear steroid receptor activity; steroid binding. Gene Ontology annotation, cellular component: plasma membrane. Gene Ontology annotation, biological process: response to steroid hormone. The transcript has 3 exons.
GACACAUUAACACUGAGAUGACUGCAGAAAGCUGUCUGUUUACACUGUGUUCACACCCAUUGGCUUUUCAUACCAGUUGAGCUCUUUAUCUCAAGUGUACACAUCCAAACCAUAUUGCUUACAGCGUGGUGCGGUUAGCGUUGCGUAAUACUUUGUUACCUCUGUGGAGAAGAAAUAUAAAGUUUCACAAUGAUGACGAUCUGACGGAGGAACUAAGGAUCUGGGCCGUUACAUGUGGAGAGUGGCUGAUGAAGAAAUGAGAUGCAGGAACCUCUCAACGACUGACAGUUAUGGCGACCAUAGUGAUGGAUAGAAUUGGCCGAGUGUUCAUCAGCCUGCAGCAGAUCAGGGAGGUUCCCCGGAUGCUGACUGAGGCUGCACCCUCCAUGCACGGCACCGUAAAGGACACCGAAGUUCCCUUCUACUUCAGGGAGCGCUACGUCUGCACUGGAUACCGACCAAUCAACCAAAACUGGCGAUACUACAUCCUGUCUUUAUUCCAGCGCCACAACGAGACAAUCAACAUCUGGACGCACCUGCUGGCGUUUGCAGUUUUCCUGGCUAGAUUUGGGCAACUGGCUGAGACUGUGGACUUUGUUAGUGAUCCUCAUUCGUGGCCCCUGUUGAUCCUCAUCCUGUCCUCUUUGAUCUACUCAGCUUUCAGUGUAGCAGCUCACCUACUGGGUGGGAAGUCUGAGCUGUGUCAUUAUAGCUUCUUCUUUCUGGACUAUGUUGGGGUAGCACAGUAUCAGUACGGCAGUGCUAUAGUUCACUUUUACUAUGCUGUGGAUGAGGGCUUGCACAGACACGUGCAUGGGAUCUUCAUGCCAGCUGCAACCAUACUCAGUUCUCUAUCAUGCCUGGGAUGCUGCUAUGGCAGGUACUGCAACCACAGCCUACCGACGUGGGUCUGUAAGGUGUUUCAGGUGGUGCCCUCAGCACUCGCUUUUAUCUGGGACAGCAGUCCUGUGGCUAAAAGACUCAUGUCAUGGUCUACAGCCAGCAAUGACCCAGCUGCUAUCUUUCACUUUUGCCAGGUUGCUUUCUUUCUCAGCUGCACCUUCUUCUUCAACUGCCCUCUGCUAGAGCGUUGCCUCCCUGGCCGUUGCGAUUUUGUGGGACAGAGUCAUCAGAUAUUCCAUGUUUUUCUAUCCUGCUGCACUCUGUGUCAGAUCCAUUCCUCCCACCUCGACUACGUGGGCCGUAGGGAGCUGUACUCACGUCUGCAUAGGAACGAUGAGGCUGCACUCUUUGUGGGACUGUACGUGGUCACUUUAGUUUCAUGCGCGCUAAUUGUUGGCUUCAUGCUGAGGAAAGUUAAACAAGUGCUGGAUCUCAAAGCCAAGUCCAAAUGAUAUAUUGACUUUGAUUAACCUGGCUCUGUCCAAAGGUCCAAUCAGAACCUCUAAAUCACACAGCAUGUUCCUUCUCAUUUGUUUAUUUGCAACCUCACUACAACAAGACAUGACCAGGAAAUAGUAGGCUACGCCAUACAACCUCCCGUAAAACCCAAACUUGCCGUCUUUAAGCGGCGGUCACACCAAGAACGUGAGAAAGGUGCUGCCUGAAGCUUGGUGACGUAUGGACACUUCUCGCAAGUCGCAAGGCUAGUUGGUGAACUGCUGUAGCUGGCAAGCUAACCACUAACAUACUAGCUAGCUGAGCUAACGGGAGUGAGCUGCUGGAUGGACUAUUUUAUAUAAUUUUGUUCAAUGAAGUUAUUAAAAAGGGAAAAUAAAGCUCUCUGAGCUAACAAGCUAGGUUUCUUCUAUCAUAGACAGUUCUUUGUCCCCUCAAAGGUCAACACUGUCAGCAGGUCUUUCUAUUUGUGUGUCAAAGGCCUUUAGACUUCUUCUUUAUUAGGGAUUAAACAAACAAGAUAAAACAUGUUAAUAAAUGAGCUUUAGAGGUUCUGGUGAGCAGAGCCAGGCUAGCUGUUUCCCCUGGCUACCAGUCUUUAUGCUAAGCUAAGCUAAUCUCCUGAGUCCUGCUUUACUUUAUAUGAGAGUGGUGUUGAUCCUUUUAAUAUAUCAGAUGGAUGUUUAAAAAAAUGUCCAACUAUUUGUUUAAGGAUUUAUCUAUUUAACUAUUAUGCACCUAUAUUUUCAUUAUGUUUACUUUUGUGUAAAUAUAAUGUAAUGUUUUUCACUGCAUCCAGUUUCUGAAUUAACCAACAGUAGUUCCUAUUUCAAGGAGGAAAGUUACAUACGAGAAGAAUACACUUGAUGCUGUGCAUCUGUUUUUGUCAUCUGUAUGUUUGGAAAAGCAAAGUGUAUUCAUCUUAUUGUUCCGGGUCUGUUGACCCUGUGUGUCCACACAUUCUGUUACUGUAAGACUAGAUGGAAGGAACAAAUUAAACGUUUUCUA